AUGAGGGAGGAAAACAAAAGGCGUAUAAGCGAACUUCAGAGUCAACUAGCGGGUGAAACGGCUGCUAGGGAGGAGAAGGAAAAGGAGGUUUCUGCACUGGCAGCUCGACUCUCGCAGGCCGAGGAAUUGCUUGCGUAUCAAAAGGAGGAAAUCUGCAAGAUUCGGGAGGCAAAUUCUCCGGCACAGUCAGGAACUAAUACAGUUGGUCAGGAUGAAGGACGGGUUUCAAGCAAGGAGAUGAAAUCACUUGUGUCUGCGUUGGUCGCACAAUCGGCGGAGGCAGUAAAGACGUUGGAGCAGCAAAAGGAGGAAACGAAGAAGGUCUGGGAGGCUAUUUUUGUGACUUCGAAACGCGGACCGACCACUUCACUAAUCGCAUCAGUCCCACCAUCGGAUGCCUCUCUAUCUGCCACCCUCUGUACUUCCACUGGUGGCGCUAGGGCCAUUCAGAAGGGCUCAGGGAUGGCUACUACACUUGAUGUUUCGCCUUGUGUUGGGAAAGAACGUUGGCCCAUCCAUCCACGGGAUGCUGCUGCAGUCAUUUCCCCUGCGCCUGCCACCACUGCUACUCCCUUUCCUUCUUCAGCAUUAGCAGAUGCCUCUUAA
Molecule: messenger RNA, 606 nt
Organism: Closterium sp. Naga37s-1
Lineage: Eukaryota; Viridiplantae; Streptophyta; Zygnematophyceae; Desmidiales; Closteriaceae
Source: the annotation of a GenBank genome assembly